AAAAAUGGCUUCGCUGAAAGUUUCCGUUGAAGAUAUUUCUUGUUCUGUGUGCUGUGAAAUCUUCAAGGAUCCUGUGGUGUUAUCCUGCAGUCACAGUUUCUGUAGAGAGUGUCUUCAGCAGUUCUGGAGAACUAAGGGCACUCAGGAGUGUGUUGUCUGCAGGAGAAGAUCCUCUAGAGAUGAUCCUCCAAAUAAUCUUGUGUUAAGAAACUUGUGUGAAUCAUUUCAUCAGGAGAAAAAAGAGAAACGUUCAUCAGGAUCAGAGGAGACGUGCAGUUUACACGGUGAGAAACUCAAGCUCUUCUGUCUGGAGGACAAGCAGCCGGUGUGUUUGGUGUGUGUAACCUCACAGCAACACGACAAUCACAAAUUCAGACCCAUCGGUGAAGUGGUGCCUGCUUACAAGGAGGAGCUUUAUACUGCACUGAAGACCACACACAAAAAGUUUGAACAAAAUGAAGAAAUGAAAGUAGAGUUUGAGAAAACAGUUCAACACAUCACGGCUCAAGCCGAUGACACCGAGCAUCAGAUUAAACAGCAGUUUGAGAAGCUUCAUCAGUUUCUCCGAGAUGAAGAAGAAGCUACAAUCACUGCACUGAGGGAGGAAGAGGAGCAGAAGAAGCAGAUGAUGAAGGAGAAGCUGGAGGAGAUAAACACGCACAAUUCAGCUCUUUCAGACACAAUCAGAGACACGGAGGAGAUGCUGAAAGCCAAUGACGUCUGCUUUCUGAAGGAGUUUGCAGGCUCAAUGGAAAGAGUCCAGAUCUCACAGCCGGAUCCACAGACGCCUUCUGGAGCUUUGAUUCAUGUGUCUCAGUACUUGGGGAACCUGCAGUACAGAGUCUGGAAGAAGAUGCAAGACGUUGUCUACUACACUCCUGUGAUUCUGGACCCAAACACUGCUCAUCCAGACCUGGUUGUGUCUGAUGAUCUGACCAGCGUGAGAGAGACUGACGUCGAACAUUUGUUUCCUGAUAAUCCAGAGAGAUUUGACUGGUUUCCAUUUGUUCUGGGGUCAGAGGGUUUUAGCUCAGGAAAACACCGCUGGGAUGUGGAGGUGAAGGAGAGUCGAUGCUGGAGUGUCGGAGUAACCACAGAGUCAAACCAGAGAAAGGGAAAAGUUUUCUUUAACACUGAUGUCUGGAGUGUGAGGUCCAACUUGAGUGUGUCUACUUCUUUUAAUAUUGAACAGGAUCUUGAGUGUGUGAGAGUGGAGCUGGAUUAUGACAGAGGAACUGUGUGUUUCUCUGAUCCUGUAACAGACACACAUCUACACACAUUCACAACCACCUUCACUGACUCCAUCUUUCCUUUCUUUACUUCUCUUGACCCUCUGAGGAUCCUCCCUGUUAAAGACCAGUGAAUGUUUCAUGUGUAAUUCUGGAUCCUCCUGCUUUCAUCAUGUUUUACCAUGUUAUCCACAUUAAUUCCAUUAAUGUUUAUUACAAAAGUGCUUUUCACAAUGUAGGUUGUGUCAAAGCAGCUUAAUAUAAAUAAAUAAAAUAAAAUAAAAAGCCAUAACAGUAUUUUACAUUGUGGAAGAUUUUAGCAUAUCAGACAGGGAUGAGAGUUGUGUAUAGUGUGUUG
Messenger RNA from Danio rerio (zebrafish), 1587 nucleotides. Lineage: Eukaryota; Metazoa; Chordata; Actinopteri; Cypriniformes; Danionidae. The record is from RefSeq and is a predicted model, not a curated record.